AGCACCAUGGACAGAGAAAAAAGCGUCUUGGAAUAACCAGACUCCUCUGUAUAGGCAUUAGCUUCAGUAUAGGUACUACUACAGUAUAACAUCAUGCACACACUAAGGUUUAUUGUUUUAUCCACUGCUUCUGUUUUGAAUUUUGUCUGCUCAGUUGAUAUUCUUACUUUUAAAUAUCGUUGGUACAUAUCUACAUAACCUAUUUAUAAUAUAAUAAAUAUUUUAGAUCGCUGCCUUUAUUCCAGAGGAAACAUUUUUUUUUUGUCUUUCUUCGUCUCUGCUUCCAGUCAUCACUAUUCCUUGACUCGUUCUUUUUUCUUCCCUGGUUUCUGCUCAUAGUUUUGUCCGUGUUUGUGGCCUGGGCUUUUAAGCCCCGUCACCACUUCCUUCAUUGUAUUCGUCUGCUUGCUUUCAUUUAUCUAAAAUAUAAUAUAGUCUACAUUUAACAUUUGUUUGCACUGCGAUUAUUGAAGUUUUAGCUGUUGUCCUUAAUGAGUGAGUUGCUGAUGUUUGUCUGAAACGUUAGAUGUGAAUGGAGUUUGUGCUGAGCUUUUAUACUACUGUCUAUGCUGCAAUACGUUACAUUGGACUCCUAGGGCCGCUGUUGGACAGCGUGUUGUAGACCGUGGUUGAGCUGUACCUCCCCUGUGAUCUUUUUUUUGUCUUAAAUUUGACGGCAACACAAAACCACUGCAAGUAUUAAUUUCGGGCACUUACCACCAACCCGGGUUGCUGAAGAAAACGGCAUCGUAUGGAUUGCGUCUAAUAUUUUCGAUUUGUGGGUCUUACAAAGGAUUUUCUUUCUAAAGGACACAGAACAACAACGGCAAUCCUGGUGAAUGAAAAUGUCGGACAGAACAAUGAGGUUGCAAGUACUCCUGUUUUUUACAACCAUUUCUCUGUCGACGGUGCUCGGGCAGGUCAGCUAUUCUAUUCCAGAGGAGAUGGCGAAAGGAUCAGUGAUUGGGAACAUCGCACAAGACCUAGGUUUAGACAGAAAAAGACUGGUAACGGGUAAAGCUCGGAUUUUCACAGGCGACAGCGCACAGUGCAUCGAGCUCAACAGAGAGAGAGGAGUCCUCCUUAUCAAAGAGAAAAUAGACCGAGAGGCGCUCUGUGGCCAGACGACGCCCUGCGCUUUGCAUUUUCAGAUUAUUUUAGAGAAUCCAAUGGAGCUGUACACUGUUGUUGUCGAAAUAUCGGAUGUGAAUGACAACAGUCCGGUUUUCGAAAAGUCCGAGAUGAAAUUCAAAAUAAGCGAGUCUGCUGUAAUAGGAGCUAAAUUCAUGUUGGAGAGAGCAAUAGAUCCCGAUGUUGGCAUGAACAGUCUGCAGAAUUAUUUUUUGACAACAACGGAUAAUUUUGUGCUGAAGUUGAAAGAUCACCCCGAUGGAGAAAAGAUGGUCGAAAUGGUUUUACAAAAACCUCUAGACAGAGAAAAACAGGAGGAAUUACAUUUGGUCUUAACUGCGGUGGACGGCGGAGAACCAAGGCUUUCUGGCACAGCACAGAUACACGUUACGGUACUAGAUAGCAAUGACAAUGCACCCGUUUUUACCAAAACAGCCUAUAAAGCAUCUAUACCAGAAAACGCAGCUAAAGGUACCGUUAUAAUCAGGGUCAGUGCGUCAGACGCUGAUAAAGGAUCAAAUUCCAACUUAAAGUAUUCAAUAUCCAACACUGUUGCAGACGUAAGAGACAUGUUUGAAAUGAAUGAAGUGAACGGCGAUUUAAUCUUAAAAAGUAAUAUAGAUUAUGAAAAGGCACGUAAUUAUCAAAUACAUGUACAAGCAAGCGAUGAAGGAGGACUCACGGAUUCUUGUAAGAUCACAGUCGAAGUGAUUGAUAUCAAUGAUAACAAACCAGUUAUAAAUAUAAUGUCACAGACCAAUGUGAUUACAGAGGACGCUAAACCAGCUACAAUAGUGACGAUGGUAAAUAUUCAGGAUGUCGAUUCCGAAGAAAAUGGUAAAGUUAACUGCGCCAUUAAUGAACAUAUUCCCUUUACAUUGAAACCGACAUCAAGUAAUUUCUUUAAUUUAAUCACAGACACUGAAUUAGACAGAGAGGGAGCCUCAGAGUAUAACAUCACAGUGACGUGUUCUGAUGAGGGAGUUCCCUCCCUCUCCAGCAGCGUCACUCUCACUUUACAGAUCUCUGACGUCAACGACAACGCGCCUGUCUUUGAGAGGAGCUCAUAUGAGGCCUACAUAGUAGAAAACAACACACCAGGUCUCUCUAUAUUCACAGUCAAAGCCACAGACGCUGACUGGAACCAGAAUGCUCGUGUCUCUUACAUCCUGGAGGACUCCUCUGUGAACGGAGUGCCAGUCUCCUCAUAUGUGUCAGUUAGUGCUGAUGGUGGAGUCAUCCACGCAGUUCGCUCCUUUGACUACGAGCAGAUCAAAGACUUCCAGUUCCGCGUCAAAGCUCAGGAUGGAGGUUCUCCUCCACUCAGCAGUAAUGUGACGGUGAAAAUCCUGAUCCAGGACCAGAACGACAACCCUCCUCAGGUUCUGUACCCAGUCCAGACUGGGGGCUCUAUGGUGGCUGAGAUGGUGCCUCGUUCAGCAGAUGUGGGCUAUCUGGUGACUAAAGUGGUGGCUGUGGAUGUGGACUCUGGACAGAACGCCUGGCUCUCCUAUAAACUGCAGAAAGCCACAGACAGGGCGCUGUUUGAAGUGGGCUUACAGAAUGGAGAAAUCAGAACCAUCCGCCAAGUGACUGAUAAAGAUGCAGUCAAGCAGAGGCUGAUUGUUAUAGUGGAGGACAACGGGCAGCCCUCUCGUUCAGCUACAGUCAUUGUUAACGUGGCGGUGGCGGACAGCUUCCCUGAAGUGCUGUCGGAGUUCACGGACUUUACACACGACAAGGAGUACAAUGACAACCUGACUUUUUACUUAGUGCUGGCUCUGGCUGUGGUUUCCUUCCUGUUCAUCACGUGUUUAGUGGUCAUCAUAUCAGUCAAAGUGUACAGGUGGAGACAGUCUCGCAUCCUGUAUCACUCCAACCUGCCUGUGAUUCCAUAUUAUCCACCACGUUACUCAGACACUUUGGGGACAGGGACUCUCCAACACGUGUACAACUACGAGGUGUGCAGGACCACUGACUCCAGAAAGAGUGACUGUAAGUUCGGCAGAGCCGGUAGUCAGAACGUGCUGAUCAUGGAGCCCGGUUCAACGGGGACGAUGCAGAGGAUGCAGAGUGAAAAGAGCAUCUUGGACGAACCAGACUCUCCUCUAGAGGUUAGUUUGGAGGUUUAACUCCCAUUUUUAGCAUUGUUUUUUUGUGACUUGUUUAACGUUGCACUCAGUUUUUACAAUUUAGGCGUAAAAAACUGUACAUCACUGCCAUUUAAACACUGAAUUACUCUUGUAGAGCUUAGAUCUUCAAUGUUUUUUAAACAAUUUUGGCUUUGAAGGCUCGAAAAAUGACGACUUGAUGCAUUGGUUAGAUUUGUAAUUUCAUUUCAAAACAGUUUGGUUUCAGUGUUUGAAUGUACUUUGCUGGUUAGUUUUAGUUGUGGUGAUUGUGUUUUCAGCCCAGUUGACAGGUCAAUUAUUGAGUUUUAUUUUUUUUAAAAAGCAGCAAAUUGUUGAUAGUAAUUCAUCAACAUUCGGUCAUUUGCCUUUUUAAGAAACACUAAGUACAGUAGUUGUUUGUUUGUUAAAACCACUUACUGUAAUUUCCUCUAUGCACGGUAAAUAUAUGGUGAAUACAUGAUAUCCUGUUAUUCCCAAUUUAAAUACCCAGUGUUUCAAGUAUUAGUGGCAUCGUAAUUCAUUAAAACUAUAAUAUCUGAACAUGACUCUUGCAGUCAUCUGUGUUACACGAUAGUGAUAUUAAAUAAGAGUUUUUUCGUUUCAGCACGCUGGACAGCGACUGUUUGCUACUCCUUGUACUUUCCUUGUCCUCUGCGUCUUAUGUUGCAAACACAGUUUAAAU
Betta splendens (Siamese fighting fish) is the source of this 3945-nucleotide messenger RNA. Its product is annotated as protocadherin beta-16-like. Gene Ontology annotation, cellular component: plasma membrane. Gene Ontology annotation, biological process: homophilic cell-cell adhesion. NCBI's taxonomy places the organism in Eukaryota, Metazoa, Chordata, Actinopteri, Anabantiformes, Osphronemidae. Gene Ontology annotation, molecular function: calcium ion binding. The transcript has a single exon. Bases 840 to 3263 code for a protein of 807 amino acids. The record is from RefSeq and is a predicted model, not a curated record.